This is a messenger RNA of Phoenix dactylifera (date palm), 2321 nucleotides long. RefSeq names its product pentatricopeptide (PPR) repeat-containing protein. The record is from RefSeq and is a predicted model, not a curated record. Lineage: Eukaryota; Viridiplantae; Streptophyta; Magnoliopsida; Arecales; Arecaceae. Gene Ontology annotation, molecular function: protein binding; mRNA binding.
AUCCAGAAUACACCGGACCCUACGAUACGCGGGCCGCCGGGCAGACAAAUCCUGGUUGUCAGUGCUACAAGCGUUUCUCCCAUGGGCGGGCGAUCAUGGCCUCCAGAAGACUUUCCAAAAUCCCUCCCUUCUCCCUCCACCGUCUCUUCAUUGAGAAGGAAUCCUCUCCCGGACCCUAACCCUAACCCUGACCCUAGCCAUGGCGUCCUCCCCAAUCCCUCCUCCCCCCCGGCUCCUGUCCUCCCCCUCUCCCUCUCCCCCGCGCCCCCUUCCCACCUCGCCCGCUUCCUCCGUUCCCACCUCAAGCCAUCCUUCACCCCUGCCGACCUACUCCACCUCCUUCGCCGCCGCCUCCGACACCACCCCGGCCUCGCCCCGUACGACCUCGACGUCUUCCUCUGGGCCGCCGGCGUCGACUCCUUCCGCCACGAUCACUCCACCUACGAGUGGAUGGUCCGCACCCUUGCCGCCACCGGUCGCCUCGACCCCCUCCUCCGCCUCCUCUGCCUCCUCCUCUCCCACCCCUGCCCCUGCGCCGAUGGCAUCUUCGCCUGCCCCCGCCUCGAGCCCAUCUUCCGCUUCGCCCUCCACGCUUUCUGCCGCGCCGGCCGCCUCGCCGACGCCGCCGCCGCCCUCGACGAUGCUCGCCGCUCCCUCGACGGCCGCCCCGCCGCCGCCCUCUACAACAUCCUCCUCCACGGAUUCGCUCGGUGGGGCGAGCACCGGAAAGCCCUCGACUUGUUCGACAAAAUGCUCAGGGAUCGAGUCAGGCCGGAUGCUUUCACCUUCAACAUCCUGAUCAGCAGCUCAUUUCGAAAUGCCGACUUCGAUGAGGCUUUGGAUUGGUUUCGAGAGAUGAGGGCGAGGGGCUGCGAGCCCAGUGUGGUCACCUUCAACACCCUGAUCAAAGGAUUCUUUAGAGAGAAAAAGAUAAAAGAAGGAAUUGGAGUUGCCCGUGAGAUGCUCGAUCUCGGAUGCCAGUUCUCGGUCCCGACCUGUGAGAUUCUAAUGAAUGGGCUCUGCAAAGAACGUGGUAGGGUCCAGGAAGCGAGUGAUCUUUUGAUGGAAUUCUUGCAGAAAGGAGCCAUUGCCGAGGGGUUCGAUUGCUUGGUCUUGGUGGAGGCUCUCUGUAAAGAAGGAAGAGUGGAGAGGGCGCUGGAAAUGGUGAAUUUUUUGUGGGAAAAAGGGAUGCUUGUGAGUGUGGUGACAUGCACUACCUUGAUAGAGGGGCUGAGGAACUUGGGGAAGAUAAAUGAGGCUUAUGGGUUGAUGGAGAAGAUGAUACAGAAAGAAAUACUUCCCGAUACCAUUACCUUGAACUGUCUUUUGGAAACUCUCUGUAAUGCUGGAAGAACAGCGGACGCAAACCGGCUGAGAGUUUUAGCUUCGAAGAAAGGAUUCGAACCUGAUGGAGUGACAUGGGUACUGGUAAAGGGAUUCUCGAGGGAAGGGAGAACAAGGGAGGGGGAAGGAGUGGUGGAUGAGAUGCUGGACAGAGGGUUUAUACCAAACAUUGCGAGUUAUAACAGGUUAAUGGAGGGGUUUGCAAAAUGGAAAUAAAUCUCGAACUCUGCGAUGAAAUUUUUAAGCUGUGGCAGUGAACUGAUGAAAUAUUGUUUGUACAUUCACCUCCCACAUUUGGUGGCAGGUUGCUGAUCUUUGCUAUUUCUGGAUCAGAUGAAGAGAGAAUUACAGUAGGAUGGAACUUGGUUGAUUCAGAGAUUCGAGAGUUGUGCUGUGUAAAAGAGUGGAUGCUUGGGAGAUAAAGAAGAUAUGUUGCUGACAAGCCUGGAAAUUGUCCACGAGGAGUGGAAGAUUGGAGGAACAUGGACUAAAAUAAACCUGGUCAUGAUUGGAGGAAGAAGACUGUCAUAAGGUUUUGGCUGAGCUUAAAACCUUAGUACAUGGAUAUUGCCACCCUCUUUAUUGCUGGUCCAAUAUAGAUUAUAACUCAGUGAUACUCAAAUUUGGAGUGCCAUAAUGCUAGCAGCGAGGCUGUUGGCAUCAUUUCCAUGCGUUUUAAAAAGUUUGGCUUGCAAAGAAGGUGAAAAAUAUCAUUGAAUGUAAAAGAAAUGAGAGAAAAACUAGAGAAAUAUUGAGAUUUUAUUUAGUAGAAAGAAUCUUAAAAUCAAUGUGUAGGACAGCAAGAGGAGUGCAACAGCAGAAAACUAUUUUGGUUGUUGUACCACUUCUUUUGUUUGAGAAGAGCCUCCAACUUGGAAUUGUGAAUAAUGGAGAUUUUUAUGUGUAAAACCAACUUAUUGUACUAUUUUGUGUUUCGACAUCUCACCAAAUAUAAUGCAAUUUAAUCUUGGCAGCAA